Molecule: messenger RNA, 2197 nt
Organism: Notodromas monacha
Lineage: Eukaryota; Metazoa; Arthropoda; Ostracoda; Podocopida; Cyprididae
Source: the annotation of a GenBank genome assembly
AGAUCAUAUAAGUGCAGUAAUUGCUGCUGCGAGGGAAGAAAAAAAAAGAAAGAAGAAAAAGUGCUGCUGCUACUGGAGAGUGGUUUUGAAUGUGUGACAACACGGAUAAUUAUCGCCUCAUUCAUCAGUCGUGACGGGACAGUGAAUAUACAAGGGUGGGAUGUUAUUGUGCUGCUGAUUAUCUGGACAAGAAUCUGCACUUCCGAGGUCUCAAUAAUCCCCAGGAGGAGGAGGAUAAUGAGGCGUCGCAGUAAUUAGGCCCUCGUCGCACUGCUGCUGCUGCUGCCGAUAUACACAGUAUAAAUCUAACCGAUUUCUUCCUGUCGAGUUUUCUUGUUUCCUCACAACAAAAUACUGGAAGAAAAGGAUGCGGACCUGGUCGACGUUGUUGCUGUUGUUUUUGGUGUUUGUCAAUUUGAGAUAUGACUGCGCAUUUGGGCACUUGUCGCUGUUUAUUGACCAAGAAGAGACCUUCAAAUUGCUGGGUUUGGCAGCUGAGAUUGUGUAUGUCAGAGAUGGGAAAGUGGAUUCGUAUCCACUGUCUUUUGAGAUGCCAGUUCCUCCUGAGAUUCCUGUGCUGAAUUUCUCAUGGGAAAACAGGGCCAGUGUGGAGGUAAAUUACGCCAUUUAUGUGAAUGUGACUUCACCUGAGCACCAGCAACUGAGUGCUGGCACCAGGGUGUUACUGCCACCUAGCCUGAGCAUACCAAACUCUGGUGUGGUACCACACAGGAGGUCUGAAUGGAGUGUGAACUUGGAAUGCUCUGGACUUGAGACAGCAACUGUGGAUGUGUCCAUAAUGGUCCUGGCAUCCACUCAGGUGUCUGCAAGGGCACUCUUGGCAGCUGUCACAACACCAGCGACAUCUACCCCUAAUCCACGCAAACCACCUUCCAGUGAUGUUCUGGUGGUGCCCUUGAAGAGAAAGAAAACCUGUGCAGUGAAUCCUGAGCUGAGGGUGAUAAACAAUAAGAAGACUGAGUCCCAGGCCUCUUUGGUGUCUCAAGAGCUGCAUCAGAAACCAUCAGCAGCAGAGACAGAAGAGGUUGAGGACCCUGCUCUGUUGGCAUCCCCCAGUGACAUGUUCUUCAUUGUGGCUGGCAGUGCUGUGGGUGCUGUGUUUGCAGCUGUGUGUCUUGGUGUGGCCGUCUACUGGACCAGGACCAAAUAUGGCACAGUGGCUAGGUCAUCUGCCAGUGUUGGAGCAAGUACCACGUCCACUGGGGUCAAGUACCACACUUCAGCGGCAAUGAGUGAGCAGAGAACAGUUUCGCCGAGUCUUGGAAGUGAAGAGCGACAUCUGCUCAUGACCCCAUCAGAUGCCACGAGUGACACGAUUCAGACGGACCCAGCUGCCACCUGUGGCUUCCAUUUGAUAGUCCGCGUUUGUGAACAGGAAUGCAGCACUGGCAGAAUAGUGUCUGGAUUGUUGCUGGUGCUCAGUGAGGAAGUCAGAAGACCCCCGAGAGAUGUCACUGUCAAGCAACUUACUUCACCAGAGCAACUGCAAGAAGCUGCAUUACUGCUGAGACCAGAUGUGCCAGGAGGCAAACGCCACGCCCACUUGCUGGCGCCACUCGCCAUCUUGCACCACGUGCCCUGCGUGGUGUACCCUUACGCAGGCGUGAACCUCAAGCACCAUUUGCACCGGCUCCACGCCAACAUGUCCAAGAUGGGCAUGACCACAGUGGUCCGACUCGGUGCCCAGUUGGCAGAGGCGCUGCACUUUCUCCACUCACCGGCUGGUGGUUCCCUCGUCCAUCCAGAUGUCGCUGCGAGGAACUGCUUCGUCGACUCUGCCGGCUGCGUGCUGCAAUUGAGCGACGCGUGUCUGAGCAGAGACCUCUACCCGGGGGACUACGAACCUCAUGGCAUCGCAGGAGAUUUGUUGCCUGUGCGCUGGAUGUCGCCGGAAGCGCUGCUGCACCAGGGCCCCGUCUGCGACAUCUGGGCGUUGGGGGUGACUCUCUGGGAGUUGUGCACGCUGGGCAGAGAGCCCUUUGGUGGUGCUGGACAGGUGUCGCUGCCUGAUGCAGUUCUGGCUGGGCUCCAGCUUCCCCAGCCUCCCAAUUGCCCUGAUCAAUUAUAUGCAGUUAUGGUGCAGUGUUGGCAGUUGGAGCCAGGGAACAGACCCAGUCCUGAGGCAGUGGAGACCUUUUUGGAUGACCUACUGGCUCAACUGCAUGACUACAUCUGA